This is a messenger RNA of Dermatophagoides farinae (American house dust mite), 1379 nucleotides long. RefSeq lists its product as uncharacterized. Gene Ontology annotation, biological process: glycine catabolic process. NCBI's taxonomy places the organism in Eukaryota, Metazoa, Arthropoda, Arachnida, Sarcoptiformes, Pyroglyphidae. Gene Ontology annotation, cellular component: glycine cleavage complex; mitochondrion. The record is from RefSeq and is a predicted model, not a curated record. Gene Ontology annotation, molecular function: protein binding; aminomethyltransferase activity.
GUGAUGAUCAUCGUAUCAUAGUUUUUUUUUCAUUGAAAAAUAAAUUAAAUUAAAUUUUCAUCAUCAUCAUGUUUGUGGUUACCGGUCGUAUUCUGUCCAUAAGGACAAAUUCUAUUAGACCAAUCAUCCAUCAAACAUUGGCAAAAACAUUAUGUUCUUCAUCAGCUGUGAUCAAACGAACAUCUUUGUAUGAAUUCCAUUUGGAAAGAGGUGCAAAAAUGGUACCAUUCGCUGGAUAUUCGAUGCCGAUUUCUUAUAAUGAUCUUUCGAUUCGUGAUUCUCAUCUGCAUACCAGAUCUAAUGUUUCAUUGUUUGAUGUAUCACAUAUGUUACAACUCGAACUAUAUGGUAAGGAUCGUGUUAAAUUUCUGGAAAAAUUAGUUGUUGCUGAUGUAGAAAAUUUACCGAUCAAUGGUGCAACAUUGACCUUGUAUACAAAUGCUAAUGGUGGAAUAAUUGAUGAUUUGAUUGUUAGUAAAAAACCCGAUGCACUUUAUAUCGUAUCGAAUGCAUCACGUUCAGAAGAAGAUCUGAAACACCUUGAAGAACAAAUGGCUCAAUUUAUUCAAACAAAUCCUGGUUCCGAUUUGAAUAUGAAAAUAUUGAAUGAUAAAAGUUUAUUAGCAUUUCAAGGACCAAAAGCAGCUGAAACAAUUCAACAAAAACUUGAAUCUGUUGAUUUGAAUUCAUUGAAAUUCAUGAAUGGAAUAGAAACCGUAUACGAUGGAAUACCCAUCCGAUUAACACGAUGUGGUUAUACGGGUGAAGAUGGUUUUGAAAUACAAGUGUCCAAUGAACAGGCAGCUAAUUUGGCCGAUAAGUUAUUACAACAACCGGUAUCCAGAUUAGCCGGAUUGGGUGCUCGUGAUUCAUUACGUUUGGAAGCUGGUCUUUGUCUUUAUGGUAACGAUAUUAACAUGACAACAACACCUAUACAGGCAACAUUAGCCUGGACCAUUGCUAAACGUCGUCGAACGGAAGCUAAUUUUUUGGGAGCAGAAAUUAUUCUACAGGAAAUGAAAGACAAACCUAAAAUCAAACGUAUCGGAUUGGUUGGAGCCAAAUCUGGACCACCAGUUCGUGCUGGUAGUAAAAUUUAUAAGGAUUCCGUUAUGAAUGAAGAGAAUUUAAUUGGCAAAACAACCAGUGGUUGUCCAUCACCAUCAAUGGGUCAGAAUAUAGCCAUGGCAUAUGUGAAAAGUUCAUCAUCCAAAGUAGGAACAUCAUUAUUCUGUGAAGUUCGUGGUAAACUAUAUGAAUAUCAUGUUUCCAAAAUGCCAUUUGUGCCAUCCAAAUAUUAUCUUUAAUAAUUUAAUUGUUUUUUCUUUGCAAAAUUUUUAAUUAUGUGUUAUCUGUACAAAAAUAAAUUGACACACAAA